This is a messenger RNA of Nanorana parkeri, 1486 nucleotides long. It is a transcript of the gene TPM4, whose product is annotated as tropomyosin 4. Bases 323 to 1069 code for a protein of 248 amino acids. Gene Ontology annotation, molecular function: actin filament binding. The record is from RefSeq and is a predicted model, not a curated record. The transcript has 8 exons. Lineage: Eukaryota; Metazoa; Chordata; Amphibia; Anura; Dicroglossidae. Gene Ontology annotation, biological process: muscle contraction; actin filament organization. Gene Ontology annotation, cellular component: actin filament.
CCCCCGCCCCCUUGUGCCAUGACCUCACCCAAGAAUUCCGUCCUACUACUCAUUGAGCAGACUUCUUCUGCAGGCAGCUCCCUCAGGUUUGCCAUCCGCUUCCAAAUUCCCUUUGAACGUCCAUUAAUAAGCGCUUUACCCCUGGCUGGCUCUUCUCCCAGCAGGCUGCACUGAUCCUCACUCUGGUCAAAUCACUGACAUCUAAGUGCAAUAUUAACAAUCGUCCUUCUAUUCGGUAAUUACGGUGACAUCCCAGGGCAUCAGUGCAAAGGAAACUUGGAAGCUUGAUUGGCGGAGAUCGGAGCGCUUGUAGCUGGACACAAUGGCAGGACUGAACUCAUUGGAAGCCGUGAAGAGGAAGAUCCAGGCUCUGCAGCAACAGGCAGACGAUGCUGAAGACAACGCGCAGACAUUGCAGAGGGAGCUGGACACAGAACGGGAGAUGCGUGAGAAAGCUGAAGGAGAAGUAGCCGCCUUGAAUCGGCGUAUCCAGUUAGUAGAAGAAGAGUUGGAUAGAGCUCAGGAACGUCUCGCUACAGCUUUACAGAAACUGGAAGAAGCAGAAAAGGCAGCUGAUGAGAGCGAGAGAGGUAUGAAGGUAAUAGAGAACAGAGCAAUGAAGGAUGAAGAAAAAAUGGAAAUUCAAGAAAUGCAACUCAAGGAAGCUAAACAUAUUGCAGAGGAAGCAGAUCGCAAAUAUGAGGAGGUGGCUCGUAAAUUGGUCAUUCUUGAAGGAGAGCUGGAGAGAGCAGAAGAGCGUGCCGAAGUGUCUGAACUUAAGUGCGGCGAUCUGGAAGAAGAAUUGAAAAAUGUGACUAACAACUUAAAAUCCUUGGAGGCUCAGUCUGAAAAGUACUCUGAAAAAGAAGACAAAUAUGAAGAGGAAAUCAAGGUCUUAACAGACAAGCUAAAAGAGGCGGAAACCCGGGCUGAGUUUGCAGAGAGAACAGUUGCCAAACUAGAAAAGAGUAUUGAUGAUCUUGAAGACAAGUUGGCUAAUGCCAAAGACGAAAAUAUGGGAAUGCAUCAAGUUCUGGACCAAACGCUACUUGAACUCAACAAUUUAUAAUCAAAAGUGAAGAAAAGCCUGCACAUCAUUCCUUCUUAAAGUAAUUAAUUCUCCCUUAUCAUGCCUUAACAUUCCAGGGGAAAACAGCAAUGAAUGCGACCAAAUAUUUUAUUUUUUAAGGAAACCAUUCACAAAUAUGAGCUUAAACCUCAUUGUGCCGUGCCUUUUUUUUAAUAUUUCUUUUUUUUAUGCUAAGGUCCCAUGUACAUUUUUACUAGAUUAGUUACAAAUGUCUUCAGUGUUUUUGUCUCUUAUGUUAUUCUGUUACAAGACCACAAAGUGUUGAAAUCUAUUACAGAAGUAUGGGAAGCCCAACAAAGAAAUCAAAACUAGCAAAAAGUGUUAUUUGUAACAAUGUUAUAAUGGGUAUUGUGAAAAUAUAAAUUCUUUAUUAAAUAUGGCACAUUUUGGAUACAA